Molecule: messenger RNA, 2054 nt
Organism: Pieris brassicae (large cabbage white)
Lineage: Eukaryota; Metazoa; Arthropoda; Insecta; Lepidoptera; Pieridae
Gene: byn
Product: T-related protein
Exons: 8
Coding region: 100-1515 (471 amino acids)
Biological process (GO): heart morphogenesis; mesoderm formation; regulation of transcription by RNA polymerase II
Cellular component (GO): nucleus
Molecular function (GO): RNA polymerase II cis-regulatory region sequence-specific DNA binding; DNA-binding transcription factor activity, RNA polymerase II-specific
Source: RefSeq, a predicted model, not a curated record
GGCACGUCAGCAAUCAUUUGUGCUAUUUGACAUUGUGAUUAGAAAUAGUUUUAGAAACUAUUAGUGAAGUGAAGUGAUUAAUUGAACGAAUAACAAUUUAUGAACGGACGGAAUUUGUGUAAAAAGGAUAUGGCGGCAUCUCAUAUUCUUAGUGCUGUGGAACCCACAGUGGGGGGAGGCGGUACACGAGGUGGGCGUGAACGGGAAGUCAACGUUGCUCUUGAUGACCGGGACCUGUGGGUCCGAUUUCAGACGCUCACCAAUGAAAUGAUUGUUACCAAAAAUGGCCGACGAAUGUUUCCCGUAGUAAAAGUAACGGCUAGCGGAUUGGACCCUACGGCCAUGUAUACCGUUCUACUUGAAUUUGUACAAGUUGAUAGCCAUCGCUGGAAAUAUGUUAAUGGAGAGUGGGUUCCCGGCGGAAAGGCGGAAGUGCCGCCCUCUAACGCAAUAUACAUACAUCCUGAAAGCCCAAAUUUUGGCGCGCAUUGGAUGAAGGAGCCGAUAUCGUUCGCUAAAGUGAAACUCACGAAUAAAACCAAUGGAAAUGGCCAGAUAAUGCUGAAUUCCCUUCAUAAAUACGAGCCAAGGGUCCACCUAGUAAAGGUCGGCACAGAUCUCCGUCGAAUCAUGACAUAUCCAUUUCCUGAAACGCAAUUUAUCGCCGUAACUGCGUAUCAGAACGAGGAAGUGACGUCACUGAAAAUAAAAUACAAUCCAUUUGCAAAAGCAUUCCUGGAUGCAAAAGAGAGACCUGAGGGCUAUUACCAGAGGGACUUUGUUGGUACUCACUACCCUCAACAAAGCUCUUCGCCUCACCAGUACCCACAAUUUGGAGGCUGGUUUGUGACAUCACAGCCAUUAUAUGGAAGCGGAAAUUCAGCGUCUAGGAGGCCAGCACCAUAUCCGCCACGCCCUCCUUCGCGGCCGCGAACUUUGUCGCCUCCCUCUACCUACAGCACCGCAGAGCGAUCACCAGUCGCUACAAAUAGCAGUUACACCUGGGCUGGAAGUAGCAGUUACUGGAGCUCGCAAGGAAACAGUUCACCUCAACCCAAUACCUCCCCAGUACCCUAUAGAACGCCCCCACACGCAUACCCUGCCCCCAUAGAAUAUUCGGCCCCCACGACAACGGCACCGGCGUCAGCACCCGCCCCCCUCUACCCGCUACAGUACGACGCGCCAAGCCAGCAUCAUUCACCAUACUACCAACACGCAUACGCUCCAUACGCUCAUCACGCUAUUGAAGAUAUUUCGUAUUGGCCGAAUAGUUUGAACAGCUACGGAUACCAACCGUCUGAAUACGUGGGUACCGGAGAAGUAGCGUAUGCCACAGAAGGCAUGCCUUUCGGAAGCGGUGCCCCACUUGAAGCGAGCAGUAACCAGGAGGAACGAUCUACCCCCCAAGGCACUGAACAUCAGAGUGCCGACCGUGAAUAUAAAUAUAAUACUGAAGAGGAUCGACAUUCGCCCUGUGAAAAUACAGCUUUACCCUCGCGUUCGCCACCCCAAUGACAUGCUUUAGUGAAAUAAAAUACUGUUUAACACGUGUGUUAAGUCCUGAUUGUUACUCAAAUCGAUUGAUUCUGAUUGUUAUUUAGAUCUGUGAUUGUCCGAAGAUGCAUAAUAGACCAAUUGCCCUGGGUAAAGUGAAUUCUAUAAUAGACAUUUACAAAAUACGGUGGCUCGGCAAUGCGAUACAUAAAUUUUAUAUAUCUGUAUCCAAGACAGUUAGUCAUUGCAAUCUGUGCUUUCCAACGGCAUUUUAGAGAUUAAAUUCAGUUUAAGAUGCAUUGAAUACGUCAAUCAAGUCAGAGCAGUUAUCUGUAUUUACCUAUAAUAAUGUUUAUUCCUGCCUGCUUUAAUACAUUUUCUGUUCAGUUCUUGAUUCGUUAUUGUAAUACAUUGUAUAUAAAUCGAGUUCAAAACCUUUCCUACGGGAUAUCUCAGUUUUAAUACGAAAAACGCUUGGUCAUACUGUUAAAAAAUAAAAUAACAUAUGCCUUUAUUUCAUUCGUAGGUAUAUGUUUCAUGUAAAUAAUAAAUAUUGUUCC